ACUCCCGCCGGCCUCCAGCCCGGCCCCCCCACCCCCCCAGCCAGAUUUAGCCCAGCCCCGCACGGCGGCCGCUGGAGUCGCUGCUGGCCUCUGGCGGGGUGCUCGGCCGGCGGGUCCCCCAGGAGCGCAUCCUCCUCCCGCGUGCGCACCCCGACAUCCACGCCUGCCGGGCCUUGGGAUACAUCUCCAGAUGUUGAUUUGGCCAAAACGACUUAAAGGAAAAGCUCUGCACAUGACUGGAAUUAAGAGACACAGUUAAAAGCCUUCAACCUGCCUUUCGCAAAGUCCAGAAAAGCAUUCUUUCAGACUCUAGAAUUUUUCUUUUCUUUUCUUUCUUAAAAAACAUUUGCAACCUAGACUUGCUCGAAUGCCACAUUUUCCACUUUCAAUUCUUGAUACCACCACUUAACGUGUCUGCAUUCUGUGAGAGCUGGAGGGUAGUCCAGAGGAGAGCUUUGUCCAGGAAAGCCAGCAUGGCCAGGAUGGGCACGUUGGUCACAGCUUGCCAAAUGGUGCUGAGCUUGGUGAUGACAUCACUCACAGAGUCUUCCAUCCUGACCAAUGAGUGUCCACAGCUCUGUGUGUGUGAAAUCCGCCCCUGGUUCACUCCCCAGUCCACCUACCGGGAAGCCACCACCGUUGACUGCAAUGACCUCCGCCUCACCAGGAUCCCCAACAACCUGUCCAGCGACACGCAAGUGCUCCUCUUACAGAGCAAUAACAUCGCCAAGACCGUGGAUGAGCUCCAACAGCUCUUCAACUUGACCGAGUUAGAUUUCUCCCAGAAUAACUUCACGAACAUUAAGGAGGUCGGGCUAGCCAACCUGACGCAGCUCACCACGCUCCAUCUGGAGGAAAAUCAGAUCACGGAAAUGACCGACUACUGUCUGCAAGACCUCAGCAACCUUCAAGAACUCUACAUCAAUCACAACCAGAUUAGCACUAUUUCCGCGAAUGCCUUUUCGGGCUUAAAAAACCUUUUAAGGCUCCACCUGAAUUCCAAUAAAUUGAAGGUGAUUGACAGUCGCUGGUUCGAUUCCACGCCCAACCUGGAAAUUCUCAUGAUUGGGGAGAACCCUGUCAUUGGAAUCCUGGAUAUGAACUUCAGACCCCUCUCCAAUCUGAGGAGCUUGGUCCUGGCAGGGAUGUAUCUCACUGAUAUUCCCGGAAAUGCCUUGGUGGGCUUGGAUAGCCUGGAGAGCCUGUCCUUUUAUGACAACAAGCUGGUCAAAGUCCCUCAGCUUGCCCUGGAGAAGGUUCCAAAUCUGAAGUUCUUAGACCUCAACAAAAACCCCAUUCACAAAAUACAGGAAGGAGACUUCAAAAACAUGCUCCGGCUAAAAGAGCUGGGUAUCAACAACAUGGGAGAACUCGUCUCCGUGGACCGUUAUGCCCUGGAUAACCUGCCCGAACUGACCAAGCUGGAAGCUACCAACAACCCCAAACUCUCCUACAUCCACCGCCUGGCUUUUCGAAGCGUCCCCGCCCUGGAGAGCUUGAUGCUGAACAACAACGCCUUGAACGCCGUCUACCAAAAGACGGUGGAGUCCCUCCCGAACCUGCGCGAGAUCAGCAUCCACAGCAACCCCCUGCGAUGCGACUGUGUCACUCACUGGAUCAACUCCAACAAGACCAACAUCCGCUUCAUGGAGCCCCUGUCCAUGUUCUGCGCCAUGCCCCCGGAAUUCCGCGGGCAGCAGGUGCGGGAAGUCCUGAUCCAGGACUCGGGGGAGCAGUGUCUCCCCAUGAUCUCCCACGACACGUUCCCCAACCACUUCAAUACGGAUGUGGGCACCACCGUGUUCCUGGACUGCCGAGCCAUGGCUGAGCCAGAACCCGAAAUCUACUGGGUCACCCCCAAGGGGAAUAAGAUAACGGUGGAAACGCGCUCCGACAAGUACCGGCUGAGCGGGGAGGGCACCCUGGAAAUCUCCAACAUACAGAUCGAAGAUUCGGGAAGGUACACGUGCGUGGCCCAGAACGUCCAAGGGGCGGACACACGCGUGGCCACCAUUAAAGUCAACGGGACCCUUGUGGACGGAACCCAGGUGCUGAAAAUAUACGUCAAGCAGACGGAAUCUCACUCCAUCUUGGUGUCCUGGAAGGUGAACUCCAACGUCAUGACCUCCAACUUGAAAUGGUCGUCGGCCACGAUGAAGAUCGACAACCCCCACAUCACCUACACCGCCAGGGUCCCCGUGGACGUCCACGAGUACAACCUCACGCACCUGCAGCCCGCCACGGAUUACGAAGUGUGUCUCACCGUGUCCAGCGUCCACCAGCAGACUCAGAAGUCGUGCGUAAACGUCACCACCAAACACGCCGCCUUCGCCCUGGACAUCUCCGACCAAGACACCAGCACGGCGCUCGCCGCCGUCAUGGGGUCCUUGUUUGCCGUCAUCAGCCUGGGCUCCACCGCCAUCUACGUCGCCAAAAGGUUCAAGAGGAAAAACUACCACCAUUCCCUUAAAAAGUACAUGCAAAAAACCUCUUCGGUGCCCCUGAACGAGUUGUACCCGCCGCUCAUUAACCUCUGGGAAGGGGACAGUGACAAAGACAAAGAGGCCCCCACAGACAGCAAGCCCACCCAGGUGGACACGUCCAGAAGCUACUACAUGUGGUAACGCAGCCCGUAUUCUGCUUCUGGCAGUAAGGAGCACAAAGACCUUUUUGGUUGGUUGGUUGGUUUUUUUCUUUAUUCCGCAAAAGUAACCAGUGGAAGACUUCUGUAUUUUUUUGACUUUGCUAAGUCUGUGGCAGAGUGGAGGGAGGGCAGGUGCAUAUUUCGGAGGGGUUUUUUUGGUUGUUGUUUUUUGUUUUGUUUUGUUUUUUUAAUUAGUGUAGUGUGUUGCAAGGGUUUGGACAUGGCUGGCACUGACUGUAACUUUCCAGCUUGUGGUGGGGUUUUUUUGGUUCAUUUGUUUGUUUUGUUUUGGGUAUUUUGUUUUGAUUUUUAUUCUUAUUAUGAAGAUUAUUAUUAUUAUAUUAUUAUUAUUAUAUUUUAGUUGUUGUGCUAAACUCAAUAAUGCUGUCCUAACUACAGUGCUCAAUAAAAUAAUUAACGACA
This is a messenger RNA of Dipodomys spectabilis (banner-tailed kangaroo rat), 3067 nucleotides long. RefSeq names its product leucine rich repeat neuronal 1 (gene Lrrn1). Lineage: Eukaryota; Metazoa; Chordata; Mammalia; Rodentia; Heteromyidae. The coding region runs from base 474 to 2624 and encodes 716 amino acids. Gene Ontology annotation, molecular function: protein binding. The record is from RefSeq and is a predicted model, not a curated record. The transcript has 2 exons.